AUGGCUUCAGUCGUUGCGCGCACCCGGCCGCGAUGGGCACCAACCAUCUGUGAAGCUUGCUUGGGCCAUUUGGAAGCGCUGCGCAGACCCGUGCCCGGCUCGGUUCGUUUCUUUUCUGCCGCGAACCGGAUAACAUCAAGCCGCCAACACCUCGAUCGCGAACACGCUACCUCCCAAAUCCCAAGACAACGUGCCAGCUUCAGCAACGCACAAACGAAGUCACGAAGAUACAACUCAACCCAGAAUGCACCGCCUACGCCUGAAGCUCCGUUCCUCGCCUGCGCGCCACCUCGGCUCGGGGCAUCACCUGGACCAGGAUGCGCCAGACUCACGAACCGACGCCUGGUAGCCCUCGCCGGUCCCGAUGCAGCCAAGUUUCUUCAAGGGCUCGUAACGAACAACGUUGAUCCGUCCAGGGAAACGCCCUUCUACGCAGCAUUCCUGGAUGCGCGGGGUAGAAUGCUGUGGGACGUUUUCAUCUGGACUUUCCCAGAACUGAAAGAGCAGCAAGGCAUGGCAGGAGGCGAUUGGGCGUGCUAUGUAGAGGUAGAUGCGGAUGAAGUUGAGUCGUUGCUUAAGCAUCUCAAGCGGCACAAGCUCAGAAGCAAGAUCACCAUCAAAGUUGUCGAAGAGAAUCCAGACAAGGAAGAUGGUACCGGGGGUUUGCAGGUGUGGGCUGACUGGGGUUCUAAAGGAGUGAUCGGCGACGACUUCCACCAGAUCAUCGUGACCUUCGAAGACCCGCGGUUUGUCAGCAACGGAAUGACGAUGCGUCGCUCGCUGAUCCGGCCCCUCGGAACAUCAUCACCUAUGCCGGUACCCGAGGACGCAUUACUUAGGGAAUAUACUCGGUUGCGGUACAACUACGGCAUUCCUGAAGGCCAGCAGGAGAUACCGCGGGAGAGUGCGCUGCCCAUGGAAUACAACGUCGAUCUAAGCCAGGGCAUCGACUUCAAGAAAGGGUGCUAUGUCGGCCAGGAACUCACCAUUCGCACAAAACAUACUGGUGUCGUGCGAAAGCGCGUCCUCCCCAUUGAGCUCUCCAAUGCUGACGCACGACAUGGCAACCCAGACUCCCAUUCGCAGAUCCCUACGUACAACGAGGACAGCUUGAAUUUGGACCCUGCGCAUUUUGACAGCGCGGACAUUAAACAGUUGGAUCGAGACGGCAACGUCAAGAGGGGCCGAGCUGCCGGCAAGCUGGUCAGUACAUGUGGAAAUGUUGGGCUUGCGCUGUGCAGGCUGGAGAUGAUGACCAGUAUGAAGAUGAGUGCCGAGGGAGGGAGUUGGAAGCCCGGUAUGGAAUUCGGUGUCGCAGAUAGGAAUGGCAAUGUUGUGAAGGUUAAGCCGUUCGUGCAGGAUGAGUGGGUGACGAAGGUUAGGGACAUCUGGGAUAAGCAGAGGACGAGGAUAUAA
This is a messenger RNA of Didymosphaeria variabile, 1416 nucleotides long. It is a transcript of the gene CAF17, whose product is annotated as ccr4 associated factor. Gene Ontology annotation, molecular function: protein binding. Lineage: Eukaryota; Fungi; Ascomycota; Dothideomycetes; Pleosporales; Didymosphaeriaceae. The record is from RefSeq and is a predicted model, not a curated record. Gene Ontology annotation, cellular component: mitochondrial matrix. The transcript has a single exon. Bases 1 to 1416 code for a protein of 471 amino acids.